Messenger RNA from Branchiostoma floridae (Florida lancelet), 759 nucleotides. RefSeq names its product NADH dehydrogenase [ubiquinone] iron-sulfur protein 4, mitochondrial-like. NCBI's taxonomy places the organism in Eukaryota, Metazoa, Chordata, Leptocardii, Amphioxiformes, Branchiostomatidae. The transcript is spliced from 5 exons. Gene Ontology annotation, biological process: electron transport chain. The coding region runs from base 83 to 598 and encodes 171 amino acids. The record is from RefSeq and is a predicted model, not a curated record.
AAUUCUGUUUACUCACCAGUGAACUCUCGAAAGUACCCACAAUCCUUAGUGAGACAUGAUGUGACGUCACAGAAUUAGCAAGAUGGCCUCCUUGCUGAGAAACGGAAUACUAAGGACAGCGGGAAUCGCCUUCGUACGGCCGCACAGAGCUGCUGCCUGUACAAGGAAUCUAUCCCAAGAGACCAGUCCAUCUGCACAUGCCAAUGAAGAAACUCAGAUCACCCCCUUUGAGGAAAAAGUGGAGCUGGCCCCCUUGUCUGGUGUACCUGAAGAGCAGUUGUCCACACGGAAGGCCAGGAUCUAUGUCCCUGCACGCAACGCCAUGCAGUCUGGCUCAGCAGGCACCCGCCAGUGGAAGAUAGAAUUCGAUACAAGGGAGAGAUGGGAGAAUCCACUGAUGGGAUGGGGGUCCUCGGCUGACCCCCUCUCCAACUUGGCUGUCACCCUGUCCUUUGACUCAAAAGAGGAUGCUAUGGCCUACUGUGACAGAAAUGGAUGGGCUUGGGAGGUGGAAGAAAAACGUGAACCGAGAAUGCGAGCUAAGUCCUACGGUGCCAACUUCUCCUGGGACAAGAAAACGCGAGUGUCGACAAAGUAGUAUAUAGCCUGCAUCUUCAUUGGUUUGGCUUGUAAGCAAAAAAUAUAUGUUGUCUUGUUAUUUCAUUACACUGCAAAUGCAUGUAUCAGACCAAGACUUGUAAAGGUGAUGUGAUAAUUCAGUUGUCUGUAUCUCAAUUAAAAAGUGGACAUAUCACCAGG